AUGCGCCGCUGCUGUCUGUUGCUGCUGCCCCUCGUCCCUCUCCCCGUCUUCACCCGUCUCCUCCACUCCCUCCCGGAGGAUCCCUACGCGUUCCCCAAGUAUCGUGUCUCCUUUCUCAACGGUCUCCCCGUCCUCAACCACACCGCAGAGCGCUGGCUCGCAGAAGGUCUCCGCGGCGGCGAGCUCGAGUUUCUCGACCAGCCAUGGAACGACUCUCCCCGCAAGGAGAUUGGUUCCGCUGAAGAUUCGGCCGAGCCCCAGCAGCCUAUUUCUGCGAAUCUCUCAUAUACCCUCCAGCAUAUGCGUAUGGGCCCCCGCGAUUCGUAUGUCUGUCUCAUACCCCAGCCUAUCGACCCUGCUCCUCCUUCCCAGGAAGACGACACCGACGCCGAUAUGACCCCGGCGCGUAGCUGGUCGCUUCUUCAGCCACUCACAGGCACAUGUCUUUACCAUCGUCAAGGCUGGUUCACCUAUUCCUACUGCCACAACGACGAAAUCCGACAAUUCAAAGAGGCUGUUCCCGCGCAGACACGUUUUCCAGGGACGUAUACACCAGAAGAAGAUCCAGGCUGGGACGCUUACACGCUAGGCCGCGCGCCGCAAAAUCCGGAACCUGGAGCGGACUUGACAGUCGCCGAACAAAAUGCCCAAGCAGCCAAUUUAGAGCUUGCCCGAAACGCUGGUUCGCGCUAUCUUGUUCAGAGAUGGGGCGACGGGAGCAUUUGCGACAAGACCAAUACACAUCGUGAAGUGGAGGUUCAGUUCCACUGUUCGAUGGAAAUGACCGACCAUAUAUUGUUCGUGAAGGAGACAAAGACAUGCUCGUAUGUGCUAGUCAUUCAUACUCCUCGAUUGUGCGGAGAGCCUGGGUUCAGAUCUCGUCGAGAUUCUGUAGGAGAGGCAGAAAUCAGAUGUCGCGAGGUGGUCGACACUAAGCCUGAAGACCACAUGAACCUUCCAGCAGCUGACCACCCCGUCAAGAUUCCGCUUCGAAAAACGGUUCUGCCCGCACCUGUGCCGAAUGCCAAAGGGACGGAGGAUGAAGCCUCAAUCAGGGAGAAAUCAUUCAACGACCUUUUACGCAAGACACUAGCCGCUCUCGUGGGCAAGGACGGCGCUAAAGUUGUGGGAGACGGUGAACUUAUCAUUGAACUCGCUGACGAACUCGAGGACGACGCGGUUGAAAUGGACAGCGAUAGGCUUGUCGACGCGCUCCGGGCAGCUGGUUAUAAUGUCCAGGCGGAGGUAAUCACAUUAGACGGGAAAAAGGUGACGAAACCUGUAUCGAAAGAUGGGAAACAACCAGAAAAGGAUAGGAAGAAGCAUCCACUCAAAAAACACGAUACACGCCGGGACGAGCUGUAG
This is a messenger RNA of Psilocybe cubensis, 1365 nucleotides long. RefSeq names its product Protein OS-9-like protein. NCBI's taxonomy places the organism in Eukaryota, Fungi, Basidiomycota, Agaricomycetes, Agaricales, Agrocybaceae. Gene Ontology annotation, cellular component: endoplasmic reticulum lumen. The record is from RefSeq and is a predicted model, not a curated record. The coding region runs from base 1 to 1365 and encodes 454 amino acids. The transcript has 6 exons. Gene Ontology annotation, biological process: retrograde protein transport, ER to cytosol; endoplasmic reticulum unfolded protein response.